AUGAGAGAAGUCAUCAGUAUUAAUGUUGGUCAAGCCGGGUGUCAAAUUGGUAACGCCUGUUGGGAAUUGUAUUCACAAGAACACGGUAUCAGACCAGAUGGGUAUUUACAGGAAGGUUUAGACAGACCAAAGGGGGGAGAAGAAGGUUUUUCUACUUUUUUCAGUGAAACUGGUUCUGGGAAAUACGUUCCUCGUGCCUUAUAUGUUGAUUUAGAGCCAAACGUCAUUGAUGAAGUUCGUACUGGUGUAUACAAAGAUUUGUUCCAUCCUGAACAAUUGAUUGCCGGUAAAGAAGAUGCCGCCAAUAACUAUGCUAGAGGUCACUACACUGUUGGAAGAGAAAUUUUAGACGACAUUUUAGAUAGAGUCAGAAGAAUGAGUGAUCAAUGUGACGGCUUGCAAGGUUUCCUUUUCACUCACUCUUUGGGUGGUGGUACUGGUUCCGGUUUGGGUUCUUUGUUAUUGGAACAAUUAUCCUUGGAUUACGGUAAAAAAUCUAAAUUGGAAUUUGCUGUUUAUCCAGCUCCACAAGUGUCCACUUCAGUUGUUGAACCAUAUAAUACUGUUUUGACUACCCACACCACUUUGGAACACGCAGAUUGUACCUUUAUGGUUGAUAAUGAAGCCAUCUACGAUAUGUGUAGAAGAAACUUGGAUAUCGCCAGACCAAACUUUAGCUCAUUGAACAACUUGAUUGCCCAAGUUGUGUCAUCGGUUACUGCUUCUUUGAGAUUUGACGGUUCCUUGAAUGUUGAUUUGAAUGAAUUCCAAACUAACUUGGUUCCAUAUCCAAGAAUCCAUUUCCCAUUGGUCAGUUAUGCUCCAGUUUUCUCCAAGAGUAGAGCUACCCACGAAGCCAACUCUGUUUCCGAAAUCACUCAAUCUUGUUUUGAACCAGGUAACCAAAUGGUCAAAUGUGACCCAAGAACUGGUAAAUAUAUGGCCACUUGUUUGUUGUACCGUGGUGAUGUUGUUACUAGAGAUGUUCAAAAUGCUGUUGCCCAAGUCAAAUCUAAAAAGACUGUUCAAUUAGUCGACUGGUGUCCAACUGGUUUCAAGAUUGGUAUCUGUUACCAACCACCAACUGCUAUUAAAGGAUCUGAAUUGGCCAGUGCUUCUAGAGCUGUUUGUAUGUUGUCUAACACUACUGCCAUUGCUGAAGCUUGGAGAAGAAUUGACAGAAAAUUUGACUUGAUGUAUUCCAAGAGAGCUUUUGUUCACUGGUAUGUUGGUGAAGGUAUGGAAGAAGGUGAAUUCACUGAGGCUAGAGAAGACUUGGCUGCUUUAGAGAGAGAUUAUAUUGAAGUUGGUACUGAUUCUUUCCCUGAAGAAGAAGAAGAAUAUUAG
Candida dubliniensis CD36 is the source of this 1347-nucleotide messenger RNA. It is a transcript of the gene TUB1, whose product is annotated as alpha-tubulin. The transcript has 2 exons. Gene Ontology annotation, cellular component: cytoplasm; spindle; microtubule. Gene Ontology annotation, biological process: nuclear division; microtubule cytoskeleton organization; mitotic cell cycle. The record is from RefSeq and is a predicted model, not a curated record. Gene Ontology annotation, molecular function: structural constituent of cytoskeleton; GTP binding. Lineage: Eukaryota; Fungi; Ascomycota; Pichiomycetes; Serinales; Debaryomycetaceae. The coding region runs from base 1 to 1347 and encodes 448 amino acids.